UGAGAGAUUUGGAAAAGGACUGGAGGAUGCAGAGCGGGUCUUUAGCGAUUUGAAUCGAUGGGAUUCAGCUGUCUGCAAUUCCAUGAUUUCAAGUUAUGAGGGGAACGGUCUUGGGGAGAAUGCAGCACAACUUUUUGUGUUGAUGUUGAGAGAAAACAUCAGGCCUACUGAAUUCACAUUCAGCAGUGUUCUUAGCUGUUUAUCGGGCUCUCUUCCACCAGAUCAGGGGAGUCAAAUCCAUUCUUUAAUUGUUAGAACAGGUAUGGAUUCAGAUUCAAUAGUUGCUAGCUCACUUGUGCAAAUGUAUUCUAGUGUUGGAAUGAUUGACUAUGCUAUGAAAAUUUUUGUCAAUUUGGUUGAAAAAGAUUUGGUGUCUUGGAACACCAUAAUAUUUGGACUGACCUACAAUGGCCGCGUAUUUAAGGCCCUGGACAUUUUUAAGGCACUAAUUGACAAGGGUCCACUAGCAGAUCGUAUAACAUUAACUGGGGUUCUGCUAGCUUGCAACUAUGGAAAUCUCGUUGAUGAGGGAAUGAGAAUAUUCUCAUCUAUGGAGAAGGAAUAUGGGAUUUUACCGGGGGAUGAGCAUUAUGUUUGUGUAGUGGAUAUGUUGAGUCAAGCAGGAAAGCUCAAAGCAGCAAUGGAUGUUAUAGCAUCAAUGCCAUAUGAACUGAGUUUUGCACUAUGGAGAUCGGUUCUUCGUGGUUGUGCCGUUCACGGAGACUUGAAGCUUGCGGAAAGCGUAGCAGAAAGGAUGAUGGAGUUGGAGCCAAAGUCGUCUCUGCCUUAUUUAGCGUUGGCUCGGGAAUACGAAAUGAGAGGCAGAUGGGAAAGCGUGAUACGAGUCAGGAAUGCCAUGAAACGUAGAUGUGCGGACAUUGAGUUGGUUGAAUGUAGUUGGAUUGGGUUAAGAAACCAAGUCUAUGCUUUUGAGGCAGAUCAAUUGGUACAUCAUGGAGGUAGAGACAUUUACACGGUGUUGAAAUUGCUGUUUUGGGAAAUGAAGAUGGAAGGUUAUGUAUGAACAGUUCAAAAUAGUGGAGGACAUGAAUAGAGGAAAAUACAGGAAAUC
Morus notabilis is the source of this 1072-nucleotide messenger RNA. Its product is annotated as pentatricopeptide repeat-containing protein At1g43980, mitochondrial. Lineage: Eukaryota; Viridiplantae; Streptophyta; Magnoliopsida; Rosales; Moraceae. The coding region runs from base 83 to 1024 and encodes 313 amino acids. The record is from RefSeq and is a predicted model, not a curated record. Gene Ontology annotation, biological process: RNA modification. Gene Ontology annotation, molecular function: protein binding; RNA binding. The transcript has 2 exons.